Closterium sp. Naga37s-1 is the source of this 927-nucleotide messenger RNA. The record is from the annotation of a GenBank genome assembly. Lineage: Eukaryota; Viridiplantae; Streptophyta; Zygnematophyceae; Desmidiales; Closteriaceae.
AUGUACCGCGCGCCCGGCACCCAAUUUCGCGGAAUCUUCGCGCCUGGGAGCGUGGAACCCCCUGGUGGGGCGCGGCCUCGGGCCGCAAAGCGCGCCGAGUCUCGCCUCCGCAAAUCCGCGCAGGGGGUCGUCGGGCGUGGUGGGGCGGGGCAGAUGGCGGAGGCGCUGGCGCGGGGACUGAGCUCGGUGGGCGUGGUGGACUAUGCUGACAUGGCAGCUGCUGACGUCAACAGUGACAGGCUGGCGGUGUUCCAGGGCAUAGGCAUCGACACCAAGGAGAAUGCCAGGGAGGUGGCGGCCAGCAGUGACGUCAUCUUCAUUGCAGUCAAGCCGUUUGCCGUGCAGCCGGUUCUCGCUGACCUGGCGGCCUCGGGCGCGCUGACGGAGCGCCAUCUCAUCGUGUCGAUCGCUGCGGGCGUGCCACUUGGCAAGAUGCAGCAGUGGGCAGGGGAGGGCGUGCGGAUCGUGCGAGUCAUGCCAAAUACCCCCUGCCUAGUCGGCGCCACUGCUGCUGCCAUGAGUUUGGGGGAGAGCGCAACAGAGGAGGAUGCGGAGCUAGUGAAGGCCAUGUUCGGCGCCGUGGGGGAGGUCUAUGAGGUGGAGGAGCGCCUGCUCGAUGCCGUUACUGGGCUCAGUGGCAGCGGGCCAGCAUAUGUGUUUGUGGCCAUAGAGGCGCUGGCCGAUGGGGGUACAGCAGCAGGCCUUCCCCGCAAAGUGGCCCUCUCCCUCGCUGCUCAGACGGUGUAUGGAGCAGCUAAGAUGGUAAUAGACACACAGAAGCACCCGGGCGUACUUAAAGACUCCGUCGCAUCACCAGCAGGCACCACCAUUGCUGGUUUGCACGAGCUAGAGAGGGGCGGGUUCCGAUCGCUGCUCAUGAAUGCCGUGGUGGCAGCAGCCAAUCGCAGCAAAGAGCUGUCCAACUGA